Molecule: messenger RNA, 2024 nt
Organism: Centruroides sculpturatus (bark scorpion)
Lineage: Eukaryota; Metazoa; Arthropoda; Arachnida; Scorpiones; Buthidae
Product: plexin domain-containing protein 2-like
Exons: 15
Coding region: 214-1701 (495 amino acids)
Source: RefSeq, a predicted model, not a curated record
GUUUAUCAGCGAGAAAGUUAAUCGUAUAUCAUUUCGUAAAAUAAAUUUUUUUAAAAAGUAAAAACGCAAAAUAUUUGUUUAAAUUUACAUUAUGCAGUUUGUGAAUUUGCAAGAUUGAACAGUUAAUUCUCAGCAAUCGUUAAUAGACGAUAGUAGAAUUUCUGUUUAGUGCAUCGCUCCCCAGAGGUCUCUGAUUAAAUCGAAAAAUUUGUGAUGGAGUCCGCAAUCGGAUGUUUGAAUUGCCUUUUCUCCGUUUUCUUAUUUACUGUUUUAAUUUGUGUACAAAAUAUCUACAUCAAUGCACAUGAUCUAAUAAAGACAAUUGAGAAUAAUGGAACAGUUUUUGACUUUCCUGACUUUGAUGCAACUGAACCUCCGAAUUUAGAAAAUCGUACAGACCAUCAUACAUACUAUAAUUCAACACUUUACACUACUAAAGCCGUAGCUGAUUCAUUCUGGAUUAAUCUGGAUAAAAAACCGGACGCAGUUACACAUCGAAUGCUUUCUGAAUCUCAUCGCAGAGCUGCAGCUGUGCAGUUAUCUUUUCCAUUUCCAUUUUAUGGCCAUUUCUUAAAUAAUAUCACAAUAGCAACUGGAGGAUUUCUCUAUACGGGUGAUCAUAUUCACAGUUGGAUUGCAGCAACUCAAUACAUUGCUCCGUUGAUGGCUAAUUUUGAUCCAAGCAUCAGUAAUACUUCUUUAAUUAGGUAUUAUGACAAUGGAACAGCAUUUACUGUGCUCUGGGAUAAUGUUAUUCUCAAAGAAAAAGCAUCUGAAGUUGGCGGAGGUGGAUCAUUUAAAUUUGAAACUAUAUUAUAUAGAAAUGGUGAUAUUGCUUUUGUAUAUAAAAAUAUUCCAUUUCCAAUCACUGAAAUAUCAAAUGAAUCUCAUCCUGUGAAGAUAGGAAUAUCAGAUGCAUAUGUUUUAGAACGAACGUCAUAUUUUUUUCGAAAAAAGAUUAUUUAUGAAUAUCAUAAGACUGAUUUGAAGCAUUUGGAUAUUAGCAAUGAUACUGUUCUCUAUUUUAAAGCUUUACCAACUUGUUUAAAAUUCAAGGAUUGUGUUUCUUGCGAAUCGAGUCAAAUUGGAUUCGACUGCAUUUGGUGUGAAACCAAUAAAAAAUGUUCAGACGGACUGGAUCGGAACAGGCAGGAAUGGCUACAGUUCAAUUGCAUUUCUCAUAAAAACCAAUCGGCCUGUCCUAAAGGAGUGGAAAUGACUCCAUCUACAGUCACAAUAUCCAAAACAUCAAAUUCAAUGGAUACUUCUACCAUGGUCCCAAAAAUUUCCAAUCCUACAACUUUGGUCUCAACUUCUAACCAGUUGGAGACAUCAUCAGCAUCAUCAUCUGACAUUAGUCAGACUAUAUCAAGUAAAUCACCUAGUAGUACGGCCGUCACGUGGUCUUCUUUCUCGAGUUUGAGACCUCCAGAAGAUCAUAAUACUAUUCCUUCGGUUUAUGAUGGCAUGAAAGCAUCAUCAAAAGUAUCAGUAGAAGAAACUAAACAGACUGGAAUUGGAGCAGGUGGUGUAUUUGCUAUCAUUUUAGUUAUUGUUUUGAUUGUAGGUAUUGGAAUAUGGUUGUUUUAUGCUUACAAGCAUCCACAUUCAUCAUCUGGGCAAUUUUUAAUCAAGUAUCGACCCAGUCAGUGGCACUGGAAGAGCGAGGAAAGCCGUUAUUCUGCUUCAGUUCACAUGUAAAUCUGCAGAUCCUACAUUCCUACUGGAUUGGAUUCUUAUGCAAUUUUAUCAUUAUCUGUACAGUUACGAGGAUACGCCACUCGAUACAAGUUUCACACAUUCGACAUUCGGGCACAUCUCGUCACACAGGACAGCAUAUCAGCAUAUGCAAAAUCUGUUCCUGUUAAUGUUAUAAAGCAUCUUACUGCAAAAACACGAAUCUCUCUUUACACAUUAUAAUCUAUUAAUUAAAUGGCAAAUCAAUUUCAUACAAAUUUACAUAUUAUAAAAUACAAAAAUACUUUUUACUAUAUAUACAGAAAAUAUUUGUUAUAUAUAUAUGU